Chiloscyllium plagiosum (whitespotted bambooshark) is the source of this 486-nucleotide messenger RNA. The record is from RefSeq and is a predicted model, not a curated record. NCBI's taxonomy places the organism in Eukaryota, Metazoa, Chordata, Chondrichthyes, Orectolobiformes, Hemiscylliidae.
AGGCACCAGCGGGUCCACACAGGUGAGAGGCCAUUCGGCUGCCCCGAAUGCGGGAAGGCCUUCAGCUAUUACUCCGUCCUGCUGACCCACCGCCGGGUCCACAUAUUAGAGAAGCCCUUCAGCUGCUCCAAUUGCGGAAAGGCCUUCAACGAUACCUCUGCCCUGCUGAUGCACCAGCGGGUCCACACCGGAGAGAGCCCAUUCUCCUGCCGCAAGUGCGGGAAGGGCUUUGCCCAGGCAUCCCACCUUCGGGUCCAUACGGGGGAGAGGCCCUUCCCCUGCCCAGAGCGCGGGAACGCCUUCAGCAAUUCCUCCCACCUGCUGAGGCACAGGCGGGACCAUACCGGGGAGAGGCCGUUCACCUGCCCCGAGUGCAGGCGGAGGGUCUCAUCAUUCUGCACCUUGCAGAAGCACCAGCGGGCACACCAGUGCUCCCAACAAUCUGAUUCUGCUGAUGAAACUGCUGUGGGUCACUGCCAGGACUGA